AUGCCAGAGUCAGAGUAUUUGGAAGAUCUCGAGGAAAACACUCCUUAUCCCUACCAUGUGUUUUUCAUCAUUGGCAACGAGUUUUGCGAACGAUAUGCGUAUUAUGGAAUGCGAAGUAUUUUGAUCAUCUUUUUGACUUAUUUUCUUGGUUUCUCGAAGGAUGAGUCGACAAUCAUCUACCACUCCUACAUCGCCAUGUGCUACUUCUUCCCCCUCAUUGGUGGGAUCAUUGCAGACUCUUGCCUCGGUAAAUUCUGGACGAUCCUGAACCUCUCCAUCGUCUAUCUCGCUGGAAUGGUGAUGAUGACUGUAAGCGCGGUUCCUUUCGGCGAUGAUAAUUCACCAAAUAAUACCAACACGAUUCUAGCGAUCUGUGCUCUCAUCACAGUCGCAAUGGGAACUGGAGGCAUCAAGCCUUGCGUGGCGGCCCUUGGUGGUGAUCAAUUCAAGGACACGAAAAAGGGAAAAGAACAACUUUCCGGCUUCUUCUCCCUUUUUUACGCCUCGAUCAAUGCUGGCUCGCUCAUGUCGACCUUCGUAUCUCCGAUUCUCCGAGAGCUUCAGUGCUUUGACCGAGCCGAUUGCUAUGCCAUCGCUUUUGUCGUCCCAGCUUGCUUGAUGUUCGUGGCUAUUAUUGCCUUCGUCGCUGGAAGCAAGAAGUACAUUAUCAAGCCGAGUAAGGGAAAUGUUUUUGGGCAGUUUAUAUCGGCGGUCUGCCCAUGUGGUGAUAAAUCGCAAUACACGGAAAAGCAAAUGAAGGAGUACAAAUCCGUCCUGCCAAUCAUCGUCAUGUACAUUCCCCUGCCCUUCUUCUGGGCGCUCUUUUCCAUGCAAGGAUCUCGCUGGACCCUCUCAGCGACUCAGACGAAUGGAUGGGUUGGAAACGCAAAGAUUCGACCCGAUCAGAUGCAGAUUAUGAAUCCAAUCAUGAUUCUCGCCUUCUUGCCACUUUUUCAAUACUGCGUCUAUCCAGCGAUAGAAUGGUGUGGCUUCAAAAUGACGUCUUUGCGAAGAAUGAGUGCUGGCCAGCUCACAACCGCCUUGGCUUUCCUAGUCGCGGGAUUCGUCCAACUGGCGAUCGAUGACGGACUCACUCCUAUUCCUGAUUACAAGACUCAGAACUCUCUUCGCGUUAUGAAUGGCCUAGCUGAUGCUGACUUCACCGUUUCCUCGAGCUAUUGGGACUUUCUCGGAGACGAGUACCCAGUUGGCGGGUAUUCAGUAAAGCCGAAUAUUGAAGAGUUCCGGACUGAAACUCAUGCAAAAAUCAGAGACGAUUUGCCAAAAAAUGAGGUUCUCAAAAUAAACGCCCCGGGCAAAUUCGACUUCGAUAUUUCUCUUGAUGAAAUCGAGCAUGAAACAAUCAAUAGCUUUAUGGUCUACAAAAACGAGUCGAAAUACGAAUAUCUUUGGUACGUCAGCCCAAAGGAAAAAUCCGGGUCGAUGCGAGUUAGAGCGGUUUUGCUGAAUCCAAGCGGGUAUUAUCUACGAUAUCAUCUGGUUGAUAAAUCUGAUGGGUCGGAGAAACGAAUGGUGGUCGACAAGACCAUCAGUCCAUUUAGCAAGGAGGAUGAGAGCACCGAAUUUGAUCGAGGAAAUUUUCAGAUAAAGGCUUAUUUUAUGAAGGACCCCAUUGAUGAUGACAUCACGGAUGAAGAAUUGGAGCUGCAGAAAGAAUUCUCAUGCGUCUCUGAUUUCUGGGACGCAAACAACUGGCCCUAUCAUGAAACUAGCCCAUUCAAUUCCGAAUUUCCUUAUGGAACUGGCUCUAUUUGGAGCUUCAUGGCUGUCCAAACCGGCAAUGGGAAAUGCGAAGUCCGAGUUGGUCUUGAAUCGAAUGCAAAUGACGUCAAUAUCUUCUUAUUGUUGCCGCAGUACAUUGUCAUUACUGCGGGAGAAGUAAUGAACUCUGUAACUGGUCUAGAAUUUGCGUAUACUCAGGCGCCAAAGUCGAUGAAAUCCGUCGUUCAGAGCUUUUGGCUGCUAACCACCUGUCUCGGAAACAUCAUCGACAUUUUCCUCGUCGAACUCAAAUUGCACCCGACCCAAAGUGGCGAAUAUUUCAUUCUUUCCGCCAUUAUGGCCAGUUCUACCACCGUUUUCAUCCUCCUCGCCAUCUUUUACUACGAAUACGUCGAUCCGUCGGAGUUCGACGAGGAGCCACCAAAUGAGCUUGAUGAAAAAGUCGGCGAGAAAAACGAAGCUUUUGACAAAGAAAGUGUCACUGACUUUUAA
This is a messenger RNA of Oikopleura dioica, 2235 nucleotides long. NCBI's taxonomy places the organism in Eukaryota, Metazoa, Chordata, Appendicularia, Copelata, Oikopleuridae. The record is from the annotation of a GenBank genome assembly.